Molecule: messenger RNA, 3452 nt
Organism: Dreissena polymorpha
Lineage: Eukaryota; Metazoa; Mollusca; Bivalvia; Myida; Dreissenidae
Product: TBC domain-containing protein kinase-like protein
Exons: 27
Coding region: 143-2821 (892 amino acids)
Biological process (GO): protein phosphorylation
Molecular function (GO): ATP binding; protein kinase activity
Source: RefSeq, a predicted model, not a curated record
UUAUUCGUUUAUCGUGACGUCAGUAAUAAAUGGCCGGUUAAAUGACUGAUUAGCUAACAAUACUAAUCAUUGUUAUUUGAAUUAAAUAUAAUGAGUAGUACACAAAGGGGCCAUAGCUUUGCUUUUUGAAGAAACAUACAGAAUGAUAUUAGGAAAAGCUCAGUUUGGGGUUUCUACAUUUUUUGCGUCGAGUCACUCGAAUGACAAAUGUGGAGCCAAUGGUCUUCCGCUGACUCCAAACUCCAUCAAGAUUGUUGGCAGAUUUCAGUAUUUAAAGACACUCAAUCAUCCAAAUGUAUGCAAGUACCUGGACUGCGUAAGAGGCAAACAUGAAAGACUUAUGUUGGUACAAGAACACUACACAAAUAACUUGGAGAUCGCAAGAAAGACUGGAAAAUAUCAAAGGGAGGAAAGUUUAUUAUGUCUUGGGUUUGAAGUUCUACAAGGUCUGUCUUACCUGAACCGCCAUGGGGUCACACACAGAAACCUGUCUUAUCAAAACAUCCUCUUUGACAGUGAGGACAAAGUGAAGCUGUCAGCAUGUGGCGUGUAUUACAUGACAGAUUAUGGUGCUACAGUGCGGUUCCCAAUAGGAAAGAUGACCUACAUGAGCCCAGAGGUGUUCAGCUUUGGCCCAGUGAAGAUAGAUGAUGACACAGAGUUGUCUACUCUGCCCUCCUCCAGCCCAAAAGUGGACGUGUGGUCUCUUGGAUGUAUCCUGCUGGAGCUUGUUACAGGGAAGCAACUGUGGAAAGAUUCUUCAUUGCAGAAUAUUAUCAAAAAAGUUACAACUCUUGCAAAGAAUGAGGAUGAUGCUUUCAACUUCUUUGUACAAGAAAUACAGUGCGAAAAUGAAAUAAAGGGAUUGAAGGAAUCAACUUUACAACUACUGAGGCUUUGUUUAACAGUGUAUCCAAAAAAUAGGCCAGCUCCCUGCGAGUUAUUGCAGCACGAGUCUUUUGUGCAGUGUAAUCUGAAACAGGAGAUGCCAAAGAAUGGAUACCACAUGUUUUCUACAGAGCUAAGAUGUCGCUAUCUAGAACUGCCUGUACUAUCUGAUGGUGAUAAAGAUGAAGUUGUGGACUACCUUUCGGAGCGCAGCAUGGAGGAGGUCUACUAUCUGUGGAAGCUGGCAGGCGGGGAUCUGGGGGCCGUCCUCAAGAAAGUGGGCAUGAUCAAGGCUAAACCGUCCGUCACCAUCCUGCCCAUCCUGACCCUGGAUAGCGGUGACGUCCUCGGGGAGGGUCGUGACCAGGCGGAGCUCUGGGACACCAGGGUGGUGCUGCUGUCCCUCGACCAGCUCAGACAGAGGUUGUCAGACAUGGAUGGAAAAGCGUACUAUCCUCUUCUUGAAAAUGAAAAUAGCUCUCGUGACGCCAUUCCUACAUCGCUUAGCAACGCCGACCUUGCAAAUACUGCCAAUCUUCCGCUUGUGAUCAAAGAGAAAGACAUAGAACACCAGUUUCACCGAGUGAUUCUGUACGAGCGUCUAAUCAAGGGGUACCCAUACAAACGUAACGACAUCCUACGGGAGGCCAGGGUGGACAUACCUCCGCUGUUCAGACACCUCGUGUGGGCGGCCAUUCUAGAUGUCAAGGGAGAUAUACAAGCAGAAUAUGAAAGUAUUGAUAAGGAAACACCAACGGGUACUGAUCGUCAGAUCGCAGUGGACAUUCCGCGCUGUCACCAGUACCAUGAACUGCUUGCGUCCCCAACUGCGCACGCUAAAUUCAAGCGAGUCCUUAAGGCAUGGGUGGUCAGUCAUCCGCAGUAUGUGUACUGGCAGGGGCUCGACUCCCUUUGCGCUCCGUUCCUCGCACUGCAUUUCAACGACGAAGCUCUAGCAUAUUCCUGUAUAAAGGCGUUUAUCCCCAAAUAUUUGUACAACUUCUUCUUAAAAGACAAUUCACCUGUCAUCCAAGAAUACCUGGCCGUGUUUAGUCAUUUGAUAGCAUUCCAUGAUCCUGAGCUGUCCAAUCAUAUGGAAGGGAUUGGAUUCAUACCAGAUUUGUACGCUAUACCAUGGUUCCUGACUAUGUUUGCACAUGUUUUCCCCUUACACAAAGUCUACCAUCUGUGGGAUACUCUGUUGCUGGGGAACUCCUCGUUUCCGCUCUGUGUUGGAGUUGCCAUUCUGCAACAAUUUCAUGACCGUCUGCUGUCAUUUGGUUUUAACGAGUGUAUAUUGUUGUUUUCCGAUAUGCCAGAGAUCGACAUUCAGCAGUGUGUUAAAGACUCCAUUCAGAUUUUCUGCAGGACACCCAAGAGCGCAACUUAUCGCCAACAUGCCCGCCCUGUUGCGAAAAAAGCCGAUGAAACGCCGAAUGCGUCUUAUUACUCACGUGACUACAACGACCAGGCUUCAAAUGAGUUGUCGAUGGAACCAUUGUCGUUGGAUGAAUUGAAGUCGGAGAAAGGUCCACGAAUAUCCGCUGAGGACUUGCUGGAACUGGGUGACUACCUUGGUAACGGCGCUCAACGAAGCCCCACGAAGACCACAACCAACGUGAAGCCAAUGCUGCUGGUCAUAGAUGUGAGGAGUCCGGACGAAUUUCGACGAGGUACGAUGCCCGGAAGUAUCAACAUUCCCUUCCAGUCCGCAUUCUCACCGGAAGGUGACCUUGUACCAUGUUCAGCUGUGGCGACACUUAAACAGAACAGAGGUCAAGUGAAGGUCGUGGUGGGAAGUAGGGGCAGAAAUGCUUCUAAUUUUGCCAACGAGUUGGUACGCCUUGGAUAUACACGUGUGUGUACGCUGCAUAAAGGCAUCGAUGUGCUUCGACAAACUGGCAUUCUCACCGUGCCACCGGCUGAUUUGUGAGCAGUAAAAUACAUAUCAUCAGCACUUAAAUUGGCUUUGCUUAGUCAGUUCCAAUUUACUUAAUCAGUUCAUAUGUGUGAAACAUAAACAAUUUGGAGUGGUUAUACGGUUGCAGGGUUCGAUCCCCAUGGACUCUGUUUCGUAUACUUCAACAUACAUGUUUUCUGAAUCAGACAUAAUCAGCCGCAAGAAAAAAACGCGUUUUUUUAAUAUAAACAAUAAUUGUGUUAUCUCUAACUUCGGUAACUGGAAUUCAAUUGUUUUUAAUAGUUUAUUAUGGUAUUAGUAUAGUAAUUCCGGUUCCUUUGACUUGGGUAUAUCUAUAAAUGUUCACCACUAAAGUUUGGCAAAGCGUUUAAAUAGAUCACAACUAAUAGACGAUUGGGAUUCAUUUUUGCGUUAUAAUUCGUGUAUGGCGUUACAUUUAUGACCGCGAAUAUGAAUAUAAGAUGAAAAUAAGGUUGUUCAAGCAUAAGUAGGACUUUACCUAUUUCAAGUGCAUGUAUAUAAAGUAUUUUAUAUGUAUAUGAACGUCUGAUACUAUGUUUAUGUAUAUGUCUUUGACUUGAAUUAUUCACGUCGUGUAUUGUAUUACCAAGUCAUGUGCAAUAAAACUGUUUCAAGUUUUUUA